Ylistrum balloti is the source of this 1589-nucleotide messenger RNA. RefSeq lists its product as uncharacterized. The transcript has 4 exons. Lineage: Eukaryota; Metazoa; Mollusca; Bivalvia; Pectinida; Pectinidae. Bases 174 to 1589 code for a protein of 471 amino acids. The record is from RefSeq and is a predicted model, not a curated record.
CUUCGAUCUAUCCAGAAUGAAAACGAACGGCAGUUCGGGGAUACACGGAAUGAACACAGACAGACGAUGAGCGACCAUCAAGAAGAUAUAUGACCAGAUGAUUACAAAACCUUACUUUUAAACAGAUUAACAGGCAUUCUGCAUUUGUACAACCAAAUUCAGAGGUGACAAAUAUGGAGAGAAGGCCACUUAAAAAAGAAGCUAUCGAUGAGGACCUUGCUGCAGACUUUGAACAACCCCCAAGGAAAAAAAUUCACAGGGACUUUGGUGCAUCUUCAAGCAGAAAUGAACAGGUUUAUGGAAAUGAAAACAGUUUGGAGGAGAUGCAAGUUUCCUCCUAUAGUACAGACAAUAACCAGGAUGUGGAAAUGCUUUCACAUCACGAUGAUGAUCUUCCAGAUGAUCCAACAGAGGAUAUGUUUGCCGAUAAUGUAAUGAGGAUGGAUAUACCAAUUCAGGGUAACAAAAAUGAUUUAGGAAAACAGAUAAUGUCUGAAUUUCUUUCCAAUACGAUGUUAUUAAGAAAUUCAGGGGGUGGUGUUACGAUCAUCAGAAAUCUAAACUAUUCAGAAAAAGACAAUGACAACUUAUACAAGGACUCUUUCACAAGCAAGGUGGACUGUACGCUGCAAAAUAUGGCUACAUAUAGGGGAGAAGUUGGGGAAUUCAACAGCUGGUACCAGACAGUUUGGUGGAAAGGGGUUGGAAAAUGGCUACUCUAUUAUAUUAAAGAUGGUCCACAGCUUACUUUUCCUCUUGAGUCAAAAGUUUACACAGUAAACCAGCAUGAUCACAAAGAAGUGGGAAUUGAAGAAAUACAAAGACGCUUGCUACAAUCAACAAAAAAACCAUCAAACUAUCACCCUGAGGUCACACAUGUACAUUGUAAGGAAAAACAUGGGAAGUUAGAACUGGGAAUGAAAUGUUUCCAUCUUCAUGAAUCUACAAAUAUUCAGCUCAAGUCUUCGAAUGCUUCAAAAGAAGGUGGCCAGGGUGAUAAUGCCAUUAAUGGUAUGUGUAAAGAUAUCAGACACUACAGUUCAGCAUUUAGCCAAAACCAAGAAGGAGGGAGCAUAUAUUUUGGAAUUACAGAGAAAGAAAACCCUAAAUCGAGUAAUAAAACAGCUUUCAGUAAAACUCCUGUUGUGUGUGGAAUAAAGUUUGAUAUAGAUGAAGAAAAGGAACGAGUUAUUCGUAUGAAAAUUGAUUAUGCAAUGUCGAAAGAGAUGCUCUGGGUGAGACAUGAUGGAGAAAAAGCAAAUAAAGAUGAAAUACAUCAGUAUUAUGAUGUUCGUUUUCAUAAUGUUGGCGCUGAGAACAGUACUAGGAAAGUUUUGGAGGUUUCAGUGGCAAAGUUUUAUGGUUGUGUAUUUUCUUCUGACCCGAAACCAUGUUAUCUUGAUGCUGAAGGACAGAGGAAAUAUUAUGAAGUAGAGAAAUGGGUGCCAAUUGUGAUGAAAGACCUAUCUCAUAGUGAAGACUUCAUAUCACGUUUCCAGAGAUUGGAUAUUGGUCAGAAGAAUAAAAUCUAUGAGGUAGAAAAAAGUUCGGAAAAGAUUCAGCAAAGUGUCUUCAAAAGUAAGUUGUAG